This is a messenger RNA of Tarenaya hassleriana, 1669 nucleotides long. Its product is annotated as pto-interacting protein 1. Gene Ontology annotation, biological process: protein phosphorylation. The record is from RefSeq and is a predicted model, not a curated record. NCBI's taxonomy places the organism in Eukaryota, Viridiplantae, Streptophyta, Magnoliopsida, Brassicales, Cleomaceae. Gene Ontology annotation, molecular function: protein kinase activity; ATP binding.
UUCUAACUUCUAGGUCUACGCUACGCAAUCCUCCCCUGUAAUUGCUCUAUAGAUUGAUGGGUUUACGUUUUUCCGGAUCAUGUCUAGUCUUGAACACCUUUCAUCUAGUGUCUCAGGCCCCUUGUUUAAUCAAUUGAAGCAUGUACUUCAACCUUAUUCUAUAACUGCUCCUCGAGAGCUUGUGUCUGAAUAUAAGCGUACAGUUCAUUUACUUUCUCUUUUUCUUAUGUCUGAACGUCUCUUUACUCUUACAUCCGGAACUACUCGUCGUGUCUGAAUAUGUCAUUGUUUACGCGUACAGUUGGGCUUAUAUGUGUGCCAAGCGGUUCAUUGGAGUUUCCUGUCUGAACAAUGUCUUUGUUUACGCAUGCCUUUGGCUUUUCCAGUUGAGAGGAAAGCAUAAUUUACUCGGAGCCUGUUCCACGUCACUGUUUAAUGGGCUGCUUUGGUUGCAGUGGAGGAGAGGAUUUUCGUAGAGCUGCUGAAACCAGACCAAGGCCGGUGCUCAACCCUGCAGGUUAUAAUGGAGGUCACCAUAAAAGAAGUCCACCCAAGGACCGCCCGUUCAUUGCUAUGCAGCCUAUAGCUGCACCUGCCAUCCCCGUAGUAGAUGAACUGAGGGAUAUAACCGAUAACUAUGGUCCAAAGGCUUUGAUCGGCGAAGGCUCAUAUGGAAGAGUGUUUUAUGGUGUUCUUAAAAGUGGUAAGGUGGCCGCCAUCAAAAAGCUGGACUCCAGCAAGCAAAUUGAUCAAGAAUUUCUCGCCCAGGUAUCGAUUGUUUCGAGAUUGAGACACGAGAACGUUGUUGCGCUUCUUGGUUACUGUGAUGGCGCUCUCAGGGUUCUUGCUUAUGAGUACGCUUCUAACGGUUCUCUUCAUGAUAUCCUUCAUGGUGUCAAAGGAGAACAGCCAGGUCCAGUUCUAUCUUGGCAACAGAGAGUUAAAAUUGCUGUUGGGGCUGCCAGAGGGCUCGAGUACUUGCAUGAGAAGACUAGCCCUCCUAUUAUCCACCGAGAUAUCAAAUCCAGCAAUGUGCUUCUGUUUGAUGAUGACAUUGCCAAAAUCGCUGACUUUGAACUGUCCAAUCAAGCCCCCGACAUGGCCGCACGCCUUCAUUCAACUCGUUUGCUUGGAACCUUUGGCCACCAUGCACCAGAAUACGCAAUGACGGGAACAUUGAGCACAAAGAGCGAUGUGCUUUGCUUUGGAGUUGUCCUGCUAGAGCUUCUAACAGGGCGUAAACCUGUGGAUCGUACAUUACCGCGUGGACAGCAGAGUCUUGUGACUUGGGCAACACCUAAGCUGAGUGAAGACAAGGUGGUGAAGCAGUGUGUUGAUGCGAGACUGAACGGGGAAUACCAUCCAAAAGCGGUCGCUAAGCUGGCGGCUGUGGCAGCGCUGUGUGUGCAAUAUGAGGCAGACUUCAGGCCGAACAUGAGCAUUGUGGUGAAGGCUCUUCAACCUCUUCUUAACCCUCCUCGCUCUGCUCCGCACCGUCAUCCUCUCUGAUGAACCCCUCCUCCCUCCCCCCUUUUUCUCUCUUCCUGUAAAUCCCUGUGGAUGGAUGAUGGCCUUAUUUGAGGGAUGGAUGGAUGAUGACCUUAUUUGAUUCAAGGACUCCAUUAUUUUCCAGAGACGCCUUCUGAUUUUAACAGUUUGUGAGGAUGAU